Recurvomyces mirabilis is the source of this 1194-nucleotide messenger RNA. It is a transcript of the gene MTC6, whose product is annotated as Maintenance of telomere capping protein 6. The transcript is spliced from 2 exons. The coding region runs from base 1 to 1194 and encodes 397 amino acids. The record is from RefSeq and is a predicted model, not a curated record. NCBI's taxonomy places the organism in Eukaryota, Fungi, Ascomycota, Dothideomycetes, Mycosphaerellales, Teratosphaeriaceae.
AUGGCUGCAGAUUCAGCUGGAAGCCCUCGGCAACCUCCUGGUGACAUGUUGCCGCGAGACAAUAAUCUAUUGAGCUCGGUAAUCUCCACGAACAACUCUGUCUACUUGUACACUCCCACGGAGCUGCUCAGCCAAAGAGCUAACCUCAAUGCGUCUGGGAAUUGGUUUACCGUGAGCAAAUCAAACCGGCCGAACGACGCAUACUUCAGCAUCGAGCAAGAUGGGUCCACAGAUAGCUCAAUGGACGGCUGGCCCAGCGAGAGCUACGUAGAGCUGCAAAAAGCAAAGCGGUUACUGGUAGGCUUCGGCAAUGUCGAUCCCCAAAUGAGAGCGUACAAUUUCUCUGGUGACGAAAGCUUGGUCUUCCCAGCUGGCUAUCUUUCAUCGGCAGCAAGAUUGACAGCAUCUGCGACUGCUGCACAGUCAAUCGGCCAGUACAAUAACUCAUGGGCGCUGUCCAAUAUUGCGUCCACUUCCACACCCGCGAUGUUGGACGAGGUCGGGAACAUCACGGCUUGUGGUGCCUCACCUUUCUUGAACCAGACUUUGAACAAUACAGACGCGGGCACGAACUACGUUCCUUAUCAGAAUUUCGUGUAUGCCCAUGUCUGGUCGUGGAGCGGCGCUAGAGAGCCAAUGUACGCCAAUUCAUCGAGCCAAGAUAAUGGCCAGGAGUUCUCCUGCGCAGCUGUGAAUGCGACAAGUGGCGGCUGGCAGGCUGUCAACUGCAACAAUGCUCACCAUGGUGCGUGUCGCGUUGGGACCAAACCUUACGACUGGAGGAUUACCGGACAAGAAGGCAUUUAUCGGCGCAUUGAUGCAGGAUGUCCCGACGGAUCGACGUUCGAUGUCCCUCGUACAGCACUAGAAAACACAUACCUCCUCAAUACCUGGCGAGAUCAUCUCAGGUCGAAUGACGAUCCGGACUCCGACGAUCGACUGCUUUGGGUCAACUUCAAUGACCUCGAUACCACGGCUUGCUGGGUCAUCGGACAGAAUGCAACAUGCCAGUAUCAACCUGGGUCUCCCGUAGACAAAGGACGUGCGAUCAUCGUGCCCACCGUUGCCGGAAUUGUGGUGCUCGUCCUGGCUGUCUUGACCAUCUUCACCAAAUGUGCUGCGAACCGGCAGAACUCGAAGAGGCGGAGAAGAAGGGCAGAUGAUGGAUUCAACUAUGAGGGCGUACCUUCAUAG